Molecule: messenger RNA, 1859 nt
Organism: Planococcus citri (citrus mealybug)
Lineage: Eukaryota; Metazoa; Arthropoda; Insecta; Hemiptera; Pseudococcidae
Product: proton-coupled amino acid transporter-like protein pathetic
Exons: 1
Coding region: 365-1762 (465 amino acids)
Biological process (GO): amino acid transmembrane transport
Molecular function (GO): L-amino acid transmembrane transporter activity
Source: RefSeq, a predicted model, not a curated record
UUUGAAAGAGCCCAGAGUUUGAUGAUGUCUUAACAUCCUCGAUCUUCAUUUGAACCAAUGAAAUCGAAAUAAAAUCCAUGUACGUUACACGCCUCAUAAAACUCACUGUCACGUUACGUAAAAUUUAUUACCACGUGAAAUGAACCAUUGAUCUGAUCUCGGGAUUAGCUCUCUAAAUGAACCAUGAAUUUCAAGUACCAGCACCGUCUCAAAUUUCAUAAAAUGUACGUCGCAUCGCAUCGAGUGAUGAUAAAACACGACUAAUUGUACCUAUUAUUACCGUUGGUGACGAGUUGAAUUUCGAAUACUUGUAAAAUUCGUUGAAAUUAUUCUACCAAAAAAUUAUUCGCGUCAAAUUAUAAAAAUGGUGUCAAAUUCCGUACUAGCAGUCUAUAACUGUAUGUCAUCUUCAAACCAAUCAGACCACCAAACCGGUGACUUGGAGAAGCCACCACCAUGCGAUAAAAAUCCAACGAAGGAAGAAUCCUCACAAGACUACGACCCUCAUUCGUUCGGUAAUGAACAUUAUCCUUCCUUUUUCUGGGGAACGGCAUUCAACAUGUUUAAAAGCAUCCUCGGAACUGGUAUGUUAGCUUUGCCAUUCGCUGUCAAAAGCGUCGGAUACGGCGUCGCAAUCGUCGGUAUUUUUUUGGGAGGAUGCAUUUACACUCACGCUGUACAUCUGUUAAUGGAAGUCGAAUACGAACUUUGCAAGAAACUCAAGACGCCCAAUCUAACAUUCCUGGGUAUUGUCACAAAUACUUUCGAGCAAGGACCACGCAGUGUUCGUAAAUUCAUUCCUGUCGCUAAAUUCCUGACUUAUUUCCAUUACGUAUUCGACAAAUCCAUCACAAAUUCCAUAUACUUGAUCACAAUCGGUGGAAAUAUGCAGAUUAUCAUCAAUCAUUUCUGCAAUGUUGAUUUAAACAUCGUGUCUGCAAUCUCCGCUAUAAUGAUUGUUAUAAUACCGUUGUCUUUAAUUCGCAAUUUGAAAUUCCUGGCACCUUUUUCAACCCUGACCAGCGUGUUUUGCGUGAUCAACGUAAUUUUGAUCGUGUCCAUUCCAACGGAUUACGACAGUUCAUCGGAUCUCAAAGCGAUCGCGGAUAUCACCAAGUUCCCCGAUUUUUUCGGAUUGUCUUUGGGAGCUUUCAUGUGCACUUCGAUAGUAGUACCUUUGAAGAACAACAUGAGGUAUCCGAAAACAUUCACAAGCUCUUUUGGCGUCGUCAACGUCACAUUAUCAGCUGUUGUAGUGCUCUACUGUAUCUUCGGAUGUUUGGGGUAUUUGAAAUAUGGCGACAGUCUUCAAGGAAACAUUCUUUCCAAUUUACCUCCGGAUAGUCUGCUUACGCUCGUUGUUCUGAAUCUGUACACGUUUUCUGUUUGCAUCUCGUUUAUAUUAAUGUUGUUCACGAUAUUCGAUACAAUAUGGAGUAACUUAUUCGUAAAUCGUAAAAUGAGUCAUCCGAUAAUGGCGGAGUAUGCUUUGAGAAUGUUUAUAUGCAUUACAGCUUACUGCCUCGCGGUUAUUUUACCUGAUUUUAAAAUAAUGGCUAGUUUAUCAGGAGUUAUGGGCACCUUAAUGGAGGAAACUAUGCCCAUCCUUUUGCAUACAUUGAUGGUGUUCCAGAAGAAAAAGAAAACUGCAAGAGUAUAUUUGUGCUUGUUGAAAGAUCUCAUACUACUUUCAAUAUGUUCGUUUUUAUUUUUCGCUGCUUUAAUUCAAGUUAUUCGAAGUAUUGUUAAGUUUUAUAGCUGAAUUAAUUUAUGUUUUUUCAUUAUUAUUAUUAUUAUUAUUAUUUUUUUAAUACUUUUUGUAAAACGGUUUUGAUUUUCUUGCAAAAGUAAAUCGAUGA